UAUUAACACCUAACCACGGAAGUCGACGCCAUAACCAUUCCUUCUUCUCUUCUCCACCUCACAAAACACAAAAGAUCCCCCACUGUAAUAUCUCUAGAUCCACCACAAACCUUCAUGCCUCAUUUAACAAUGGAAGAACAUAGAUACACCUUCCUCUUACUCUCUCUCAAACUUCAUUUUCAGUGUACCUCUUCCACUUCUACCAUACUCAAUUGAUUCUCAUCUUCCUUCUCUAGAUUUCACCUUCUUUCAAGGAUCAAUUCGGUGUGGAUUGGAGGGUUACUAGACACGACUGGCUGACUCACUUCGAGGUAUUCGGCAUUGCAUGAUCUUGUUUCGUUCUCGUGAUCCACAUUCGGUUUAGUGGGAAUUUUGAGGAAGAUUUUGUUUCUUUACCUAUAUGCUGUUUGUUGGUGCAGAUCGUUGAGGAGGCAAGGCAGUGAGGCAGUGAGGUUCUGUCGGUCCUACUGCUGUGUCUGGUCAUAACAUCACUUGAUACAUUGUAGUAUCUAAAUUGUUAUCCAUCGAUCGGCAGAAAGUACUAUGGGUAGCUGAAGGAAGAGGCGACGAGGAGUGCUGUCUCUUUGCACGAAGAGAUCCCUUCGUGAAUGGUCUCAAUUUCUUAGUUAUUGAAGGUUUACGGCUUUGUAGCCGAGAGGAGGUGGCGAGAAAUGGGAGCUGUCGGUGCGGAAGAAAUAAUGGAAGAGACAUCUGGGCGUGAAGAGAGAAUUUUGGUAUCAGUUCGUGUGCGCCCUUUGAACGAGAAGGAGAUUUCAAGGAAUGACGUUUCGGAAUGGGAAUGCAUCAACGACAACACUGUUAUAUGCAGGAAUGCGCUUUCGGUGGCUGAACGCUCGUAUCCGUCUGCAUAUACAUUUGACAGGGUAUUCGGUUGCGAUUGCUCGACAAGGAAGGUCUAUGAGGAAGGCGCCAAGGAAGUUGCCCUGUCUGUUGUCAGUGGAGUUAACUCAACUAUUUUUGCCUAUGGGCAAACAAGCAGCGGGAAAACGUACACCAUGAGUGGAAUUACGGAGUACACUAUCGAAGAUAUAUAUGACUACAUAAAGAAGCAUACGGAGAGGGAGUUUUUUUUGAAGUUCUCUGCCAUAGAGAUAUAUAAUGAAUCUGUGAGGGACCUCCUUAGCGUAGACAGUUCUCCUCUUAGACUCCUGGAUGAUCCAGAGAGGGGAACCACAGUUGAGAAACUAACGGAAGAAACUCUGAGGGACUGGAAUCAUUUUAGACAGCUUUUAUCUCUUUGCGAAGCUCAAAGGCAGAUAGGGGAGACGUCUUUGAAUGAAGCAAGCUCCAGAUCUCAUCAGAUUCUUAGAUUGACAAUUGAGAGCUCGGCUCGUGAAUUUUUAGGCAAGGACAAAUCGAGUUCUCUCACUGCUACUGUGAAUUUUGUCGAUCUGGCGGGAAGUGAGCGCGCAUCGCAGUCGUUAUCAGCUGGUGCACGUCUGAAAGAAGGUUGUCACAUAAAUCGUAGUUUGCUUACUCUUGGGACUGUUAUUCGUAAGCUCAGCAAGGGAAGAAAUGGACACAUUCCUUUCAGGGAUUCGAAGUUGACUCGUAUAUUGCAAUCUUCCUUGGGAGGCAAUGCCAGAACUGCCAUCAUCUGUACCAUGAGCCCUGCUCAAAUCCAUGUUGAGCAAUCAAGAAACACACUGUUUUUUGCAAGUUGUGCUAAAGAAGUUGUUACUAAUGCUCAGGUAAAUGUAGUCGUGUCUGAUAAGGCACUGGUAAAACAAUUGCAAAGAGAAUUGGCGAGAUUGGAAAGUGAGUUAAAAAGCACUGUGCAAACUUCUGGAACACCUGAUUUCGCAUUAAUUAGAGAAAAAGAUCUUCAGAUUGAAAAGCUUAAAAAGGACUUAAGAGAGCUUACCUUGGAACGGGACUAUGCACAAUCUCAGGUUAAGGAUCUGCUUAAAAUGGUUGAAGAUGAUAAACCUCUAAUAUCAUCGGCGACAGAUUUGGAUGAUCAGUAUUCAAGAUUACGGGUGCGGUCAUCAUGGGAUUUUGAGAAUCGCCCAUCUCAGACAACCGUAAUGACAGAAUCUCGAAUCAUCGGUGAUGAUUCUGGAUCUUUUGACGCUUCUCAGUAUUUAGGUGGACAUAACAUUAGUUUCGAUGAUAAUUUUAUGCAUCUCGUCGAAGUUGAAAAGGAUUUCCUGCAAGGCCAAUCCCCUCAACGAGUAUCAUCGGUGGUUUCCUCUUUGGUUGAUACUCAACAAAAUCUUGUCGAAGUUGAAGAACUGUCUUAUGAGAACUCUGAGGACAUCUGUAAGGAAGUUAGAUGUAUUGAGAUGGAAGAAUCAAGUAUGAAUAGAUACUUAGUUUCUACCAUGUCAGAUUCCAGCCCAGAAAGUUAUGUUAAUUCUGGCCCAGAAAGAUACGUUAAUUCUACCACUCCGUUACCUGUAGCAAACACAACCACCUCGAAAGUAGUUGAUAAUGGACAAAGUAAAGAAUGUAAAUUAGAAUCAUCCCCUGCAGAAGAAGAUAGUAAGUCUAACAACUUCAGUCCUUUCUAUGUAAUCCUAUCCCCGGAGAAACCUUCUCCAUGGAAUAUGGACAAAGAUAUCUGUAACACUGGACGAUUAAACCUAACUAGGAGUAGAAGUUGUAAAGCUACUAUUAUGAGAACCUUAUCUUCGGAGAAUAUCAAGGAAUUCCUGAGCACACCACCAAUUUGGCUUGGAAAAGACUUCGUAGGGAGACCUGAGAGCUUCCAAUUAAAUCUUCAUACAUUGAAAUAUGAUGUUGAGUCUGAGAGGUCGUCACUAACUCGUUCUCAAACUUCCCAGAAGAGUGCUUCCAAAGAUGCGCAUAUUGAACAGAAUUUUGAUGUGUUCGAAGAUGACAAAAGUGAUGUGACAACUUCAGCAACAGAACUAGAACAUGACCGGCUAUCCAAUUUUGAGAGAGAAAAUCAACUUCUUGAUGCAACAAAGCAGAUAUCCAAUCUUAACAGUGAAAAUCAUCUUCUUGAUGCAGCCGUGCUUGAGGCUAAGUCAAAUUCCAUUGAAUCUGGGAAGAAUGUGGAAGAUGUUGGCGUGGAUCCAAUCCAUAAUAACAACAUGAUAAGUCCUUCAAAAUGGCCUUCGGAGUUUAGAAGACUUCAAAAAGACAUCAUUGAACUGUGGCAUAUUUGUAACGUCUCAUUGGUGCAUAGGACCUACUUUUUCCUUCUAUUUCAAGGUGGCGAUCCAGCUGAUUCCAUUUACAUGGAGGUUGAGUUGAGAAGACUAUCCUUUCUUAGAGACACAUUUUGUCGAGGAAAUCCUACUGUCAGAAACGGUGAAACACUGACACAAGCAUUGAGUUUGAAAUCGCUUCACCGGGAGAGACAAAUGUUGUGCAAACAAAUGGAGAAGAAACUGUCAAAGAAACAAAGAGAGAGCCUAUUUGUAGAAUGGGGCAUUGGAUUGAAUUCUAACAAUAGAAGAUUGCAAUUGGCUCAUCUUGUGUGGAACGAUGCAAAAGAUAUGGAUCACAUAAGAAAGAGCGCAGCCAUUGUUGCAAAACUUGUUAACUACGUAGAACCAGAUCAAGCCUCCAAAGAGAUGUUUGGUCUUAAUUUCACACCACGCCACGAUGCUCCAGGAAUCGCCUCCUUGGAGACAAAACAUGAAGGUUGUCUCGUAAUGUAAUACUAAUAAGUUUCUAGCUAAUUGUUGUACAGAUUGUAUUGAAUUGUAAUUUAAUUAUUCUAUUCUUAAUUGGAUAUUUCUAUCCCAUUCUUACUCCACCUAUGUAUCUUACUAUUGAUUUGAUUAAUUGUAAGGAUUAUGUGAGCUUGUGAAGUUGCUAAACGAAUAUGCCAUUGAUGUGGACUUUCUAAUUCAAUGUAAAGAUCUCAUACUAGUAUUAUAUAUAUCUUCUUAAUAAAAAUUUGUUGUUUUAUUAUUA
Cucumis sativus (cucumber) is the source of this 3912-nucleotide messenger RNA. Its product is annotated as kinesin-like protein KIN-7F. Gene Ontology annotation, biological process: microtubule-based movement. The record is from RefSeq and is a predicted model, not a curated record. Bases 672 to 3653 code for a protein of 993 amino acids. Gene Ontology annotation, molecular function: microtubule motor activity; ATP binding; microtubule binding. The transcript is spliced from 16 exons. Lineage: Eukaryota; Viridiplantae; Streptophyta; Magnoliopsida; Cucurbitales; Cucurbitaceae.